CUAUAUAUAUACAAUUCUUACAAGCUCAUUUCAAUCUUACACCGCAUUUUUCGCACAAUUUUUCUUCUUCUUCAACACCCUUUUUCAUCCAUCGAUCCGUCCUGUUCAGGUCUCAGAAUUAGAAGCUGCAGUGAUGUCUCGAGCAGCCAGGUCCAAGUCAAAGGAUAAAAAGGUGAGUAAAGAACCACCCAAAAUUGCUUCAAAGCCUUCUAGUGCUAGUGGAUACAAUCCUCUUUUUGGGACAUUCCAAACAUUUGACCCAGCUCCCGUGACUGCAAAUGCUGCUCUCCACGUCAGUGGUCGUUUCAAAAGCAUUGAUGAGAGAGAUGACCUUAGUGGGCACUCUCAUGGAGCUGGUGGAGAGAAUGAAACUGUUUCCAAUAAUGGUAGCUGGUCUGGUGAGGAGGACCACAAAGAGAAAACUUCUAAUCUUCCUCCCCGACAAGAGACCUCAGUUGGCACUGAUAAUGACAAGCGGGAAAAAAUCCGUCAGAAAAAUGAGAAGAAGCAUCAACGUCAGAAGGAAAGACGAGCACAAGAGCUGCGUGAGAAAUGUAGUGGCUAUCUCAUGUCAAGAAAGCUUGAGGCACUUGCUAGGCAGUUUGUGGCUAUGGGGUUCCCUUCGGAACAGGCAACUUUGGCUCUUAUUCUGAAUGAAGGCAAAGUAGAAGAAUCAGUAGCAUGGUUAUUAGAAGGAGGCGAAGAAGCAAACAAAUACGAGGCACAAAGUGCUGAUACUGUGGGUAAUUUGAAAAUUGACAUAUCAGAAGAGUUUGCUCGCAUUGCGGACAUGGAAAUUAGAUUUAAUUGCUCCAAGCAGGAAGUCGAAAGAGCAAUAGUUAUCUGUGAAGGCGAUCUUGAGAGGGCUCAAGAUAUGUUGAGGUCACAAAAGCAGGAGCCCCCCUCUGUGCCGCCCAAGCCAGAAGAAACUAGCCAUCCUCCUACUAUGGGCAACAACAAGAUACCAAUUGGCGCCACCAAGAACUUAGCAAGAGUACCUGUUAAACCUUCAUCAUCUAGUACAAUACCAGCAAAGGCAGAUGAUAAAGAGCUCAAUUAUACUAAAGUUGUUGCCCCAGUAAGGCCUUCUAUGGAUCCUGGGAGCAACAGCAUACCAUUGCUGGAAGGGACUGAGCCAAAAUUGGACCGGGGCAAGGCACCUCAGGUGUCAGUACCUGUUGACAAAAGGUUUCCAGAUGCGGGAUCAAAUCCUUCUGUUUCCUGUUCUUUGUCAUCUUCUUUGCAGGUGUCACUUCCACCCGCCAAGACAGAAGCUGAUUAUGUGGCUGUUGAAAAUGAAUUGAAGAAUCUACCAGUAGGAACUGUGACAGAACCAGUUGUAGUCAUGCAACAACCCCCGUUUGUCAAUGCCAGGCACACUCCCACCUCAAAUGUAAGCUCAACUCUUCCAGAAACAGCAGCGCCGUUUUUUCCUAUUAAUAUUGUUGGAACUGUGAGACCCAGUGGUAUGAAUCCACAUAUAGCUGGCACAAAAAGCUUGAUCACUAAUGAUGUCAGCAGUAAUCACCAAUUGCACAACCAACCUCAUUAUCAACAGCACCAACAACCAGAACAAUUUGUUUCCAGCUACGGGACACUCGUGUCUCCAGGAACUAGCUGGGGAAAUAAUUUGUGGAGUUGGACAGGGGGUUCAUCACAGACACAAUUGGUUCCUGCAACUUCAUCACUCGGACUCUUCUCUGGGUUGGGCACCCAUGGUCCUUAUGGGGUGCCGUCUCCUGUUGACUGGAACAGCGGUGGUGGUACAGUUCUGCACCUAGAUUACAAAAACAUAGACUGGAGUUUAGAUCACGGUUCGUCAUCAUCAGGAACAGGUGGUGUGUGGCGAACAACAAACUCUUUAUUGGAACACUAUGAUCCUAAAUAUGAUUCAUUUUACCGUGGAAUCGCUGCUAAGUCUACUUCAAAACCUGUUCUUACCAAUGAGAUUGGAGUUCCGAACCCCGGGUUGCAGGUUGGAGGAUUGAGGGCAGCAGAGACAUUGGUGGCAGGUGGUUCUCGUGAGUGGACGUCUGCGGCAGGUGGUUUUCAUCAGCAGGCAUCUCCAGUGGGUGGUUUUCAUCAGCAGAGAUCUCCAGUGGGUGGUUUUCAUCAGCAGACAUCUGCAGUGGGUGGUUUUCAUCAGCAGACAUCUGCAGCUGGUGGUUCUCGUCAGCAGACGUCUGCAGCAGGUGGCUCUCAUCAGCAGGCGACUGCGGUGGGUGGUUCCCAUGAGUGGACGUCAGCGACGGGUGGUUAUCAUCACUGGACUUCUCCCUUUGAAGAGAGAGACCUUUUUAGCUUACCAAGGCAGUUUGUUUCUUCUCCCUCUCUGUAGAAAAUAGGGGUAGAGGAUUUGGGUGAAUAAAAAACAAAGUAAUGUGAAAAAGAGAAUAGCAGAAUGUUGUUUAUGUAUGUUGGCUCUUAUGAUGCAUUUACCCUCUUUAUAUUAUGAAAAAAAGCAUGCAAUUGCUUGGUUUAA
Solanum pennellii is the source of this 2482-nucleotide messenger RNA. RefSeq lists its product as uncharacterized. The coding region runs from base 134 to 2338 and encodes 734 amino acids. NCBI's taxonomy places the organism in Eukaryota, Viridiplantae, Streptophyta, Magnoliopsida, Solanales, Solanaceae. The record is from RefSeq and is a predicted model, not a curated record. The transcript has 2 exons. Gene Ontology annotation, molecular function: protein binding.